This is a messenger RNA of Mercurialis annua (annual mercury), 1551 nucleotides long. RefSeq names its product zinc finger transcription factor YY1-like. The transcript is spliced from 6 exons. Gene Ontology annotation, biological process: regulation of transcription by RNA polymerase II. Gene Ontology annotation, cellular component: PcG protein complex; transcription regulator complex. The coding region runs from base 166 to 1299 and encodes 377 amino acids. Gene Ontology annotation, molecular function: DNA-binding transcription factor activity, RNA polymerase II-specific; RNA polymerase II cis-regulatory region sequence-specific DNA binding. The record is from RefSeq and is a predicted model, not a curated record. NCBI's taxonomy places the organism in Eukaryota, Viridiplantae, Streptophyta, Magnoliopsida, Malpighiales, Euphorbiaceae.
UGGGUUAAAAAAAGCCUAAAAUAAUUAAGUAAAUCAGUUCUUCAUGAACAGGCUAACACUGGAAAUUUUCCUCUCUGCUAUGAAUCAAUGUCCAAUUCAUAUUUCCCUAAAUGUCGAACCCUAACCCUCGCAAUUACCUAAUCUUUUUCUAAAUUAAGCUAACUAAUGGACACUCAAUUCUCUUAUAAUUUAUUCGAGAGACGACCCAUCGUCAAAUCCAAGACUCCUGCUGUUAAAUGGUUUAAAGAAUGGGUGCCUCAGGAUGUUGUGGCAACUGGUGGAAAAUGUUUUCUUUUUAAAUGGGUAACAGAAAGUCAAUUGAAGGCCUCGAAAGAGACAGCUAAAGAAUCAUUAGCACCAGAUCCAGAUCCGGAACCAGAGCCUACUACUGAGGUUCUUUUCCUUUGCAGCUUUGAUGGCUGCGGAAAAACAUUUAUAGAUGCUGGUGCUUUGAGGAAGCAUUCUCAUAUACAUGGAGAGAAACAAUACAUUUGUCACUAUGAAGGAUGCCACAAGAAAUUCUUAGAUAGUUCAAAGUUAAAAAGACACUUUUUAAUUCACACUGGCGCAAGAGAUUUUGUAUGUCCUCAUGAAGGCUGUGGGAAGGCAUUUUCCCUGGAUUUCAACUUGAGAUCACAUAUGAAAACACACUCACAAGAAAACUACCAUAUCUGCCCAUACCCGGAAUGUGGAAAGAGAUAUGCUCAUGAGUACAAGCUAAAGAAUCACGUUUUAGCUCAUCAUGAUAAGCAAUCAGCUGUUGAAACGGUAACUUAUGCCACACCGACUCCAGAGAAGACACCGAAAGUCCCCAAACCUUCUGCCGGGGUCUAUGCCACUCCGACACCAGAUCGUCCCUAUGCUUGUCCUUUUGAAGGUUGUCUAAAGUCCUACAUACAUGAAUACAAGCUUAAGCUGCAUUUGAGAAAAGAGCAUCCGGGGCGGACGUCAGAUGAAAACGCUGAGAAUGCCUCUCCCAAUGGUGGCAAUGAGAUGGAUGAGGGCAGUGAUCAAGAUGCUUAUGGGGAGAAGAAGCGUGUGAAUGGUAAAAUCCGGAAACCGAGCCGGCCCAAGCCAAACCUAAAGACUCCUCCUGCAAAACUCACUAAACUAAAAGGUUCAAGUCCAGCUCGUGCCAAUAUGAAUGUGAUGAAAAAACCUUGGCCGGUAAAAGAAGAAAUGUACGAGGAAGAAGACAGUGAAGAAACCGAGGAAGAGGAUCUUGACAAUGCAGAUGAUGGAUGGAGAUAUGGGGAAAACAAUGACGACGACGAUGAGGAGACUGAGUAUGAAGACUGAACCGAUGAACACAACUAGAAUGCUCAGUCUCCUUUUCUUCACCGGCCUUGUAAUAUAUGUUUUUCCUCCAAAAUAUUUUAUAUAAGUAAAUGAAUUUAUAAUUCUAGAAUAUACAGAAUGAGGAUAGAUAAUAUAGAUAAUUGUUUUGUUUGCUAGUUGAGACAAAGGCUCAUACUCAUCAAGAACGUCUAUGUGUAUCAGGCGAAUCAGCUAUGUAGCUGCUUGAUACAAAUUUAAAUCAACAUUUACACA